GUAAUGUAUUCCGUUUAACAAAAGAAAAUCGAGUUAUCAACGCAUAUUUUUAUCCACAUGUACGCUAUUGUAAUCUAUGUUUUACGUCAUACAUAUGCGUCGGCCGGAAGUUGAAUUUCUAUUGCCUCUUGUUUUUGUUCCCGGUUAGAUACUGUUCAGCAGCUGGGUUAGGUACGCCUUUUGUGUUCGAAAUUGGCGAGAUAUUUGGUUAGUUUAAACAACUUUAAUAUCAAUUCAAACGGUGUUUGGACAAUUAACGCAGAGCCAUGUCUAAACGCGCUUCUUUUCACACACAACUGGCCUCCAUCAUGGAAAUACUGUCUAGAACCGCAAUGGCUCAUGUGUGCAAACUGGUUGACGACGAAUACGCGGGAAUAUCUUUAGAAAAUGAGGCUCUCACUGAGAAAUUGCAUAAUCUGGAAAGUGAAUUUACAAUUGUGAAAAGCACAGCUCCCAAGCUGGCUGGAAACUAUCGCUCUGUUGGUGUUCAAACUGGUGAAACUAUCACCAGAAUAGACAGAGGGCUAAACGGAUCCCCCACCAUCGAAGGAAUAUUUGGGAAGGAAUGGUGUCUUGAUCUAUGGAACCAUGGGGAUCCCUACAGCACAGAGAACAGUCCACAACACACUGCCAAAUCAACAGGGGUGCCUUCAGGCCAAGCUGAUGUUAAAGAGGAGGAUUUUGAGGUGGAAAUCAUAAACAGCAGAGACCCACAGGAAAGACCAACAAUAAUUUUAGAUGGAGAUGACGACUUAGUGGACAAUGGAAGAGAAGGGCCCUCCAACGUGUAUCCAUCCUUUGAUUCCUUCCGCCAGGACAGGCCAGAGAGACGGGAUAAACAGGUACUGGAGAUGUCUACUACGGAUGUCUCCACAGGACACACUUUACGUUUCAUAUCCAUCGACGGAUUGGAGGAGGAAUAUGGCGAACAUGUCUUUCCCAUUGAGGACGAUGAGACGAAUGAGUUCCUACCAGACGAUACCGAGCUGUUGCCCAACGAAGGACAAGAUGAACACAUCACAAAGCCAACGUAUGCAAAGAAGUCUUUAGCAAAGUCAAAAAGCAAAGCUGGGAAGACUAAGACUUUCAGUUACUUUAACAGGUUUAACUUGCACUCCCAUAGUAAAUCCGACACAAACAAGUUAAGUUGCGUGAUUUGUAAGAAGACUUUCUUGCGGCAGAACCAUCUGACGAUGCAUAUGAAAUCUCACAAGUCACUGUACUGCAGUGUGUGUAAGAACUAUUAUCCUGGGAAAACUCAGCUCAAAAAACACAAAUGUGUUGCUCCCGAUAAUCUGGCCUCGAACAGCUCAAAGUACUUUUGCCAUUACUGCGGCAAGUCUUUCAGCUGUCCGUCAAGCCUGAGGAUACACCACCUGGUGCACACUGGAGAGAGACCCCACACGUGCACUGUCUGCGGGAGAGGAUUCACACAGAAGGGCAAUCUGAAAUGUCACAUGCGCAUUCACACUGGUGAGAAACCGUUCAAAUGCCUCACAUGCGAAAUUGGUUUCACCCAGAAAGUAUACCUCACUCAGCACUUGGCCAAAGCUCACGGUCAAAAGGAAGAAAAUAAGAAAAAGAAGACGCAAGUGCACAAAUGUUCUAAGUGUCAGUUGUCUUUCGUCAAUCAGCAACUGCUCCAAACACACAUGGCUGUUCAUAAAAAUAAAUGAAGUAUUUUUGGUACUCUUGACUUAAAGGGGCAAUCUACAGUUGCUACAUCCAUUUUUGGACUUAUACAUUUCUAUGUACCCAUUUAUUGUUUUAGAAUAUAACUUAUUUAUGCCUCAUGAGCUUAGUUGAACUGUUGUACACCAUCAGAACCCCAAAUAAGCUUGUAAAUAAACAAUUUACAUUUUAGUCAUUUAGCAGACGCUCUUAUCCAGAGCGACUAACAGGAGCAAUUAGGGUUAAGUUCCUUGCUCAAGGGCACAUCGACAGAUUUUUCACCUUAUCAGCUCUGGGAUUUGAUCCAGUGACCUUUUGGUUACUGGCCCAAUGCUCUUAACCACUAGGCUACAUGCCACCCUAAAUAGCCUCAAAACAUGGUUAAAACUAUAAUUUUGGUAUGGAUGGUCAGUCCUUGCAUCCAUAGCUCUAUGAAUUUGAGUGGUUAGCCUACAUUUCUCCAGGCCCAGCCCCCCAGCUUUUUACCGAAACGGGUGGGGAGGCCUCUUUAUCUGAACUGCUGAUUGCCCCUUUAAAGGAUUGUGUGCCUGCUUUGCUCAGACUGGAGAACCAAAUACUGUAUGUCAUAUUUCACAAUAUUGGAGCGACCUUAACCCAACACCUAACGACCUUGUCAAGGGGUUCCGAUCUGGACGGUGGACCUGGGAGUCCCAUUCGGGAGACCCCCCCCCCCAAAUACGCUACAGUAUGUUGUAGCCUUUAAGUGUAUUUUUAUUACACUUCAUUUGUCUGAAUUAGCUACAGCCUAAUACAUCCUGUUAGUGUUAUCUGGUAUAAUUUACCUACAAUAAAGGUAAAUUAUGAAGUUUAUUUUGCAAAGAACGUGGUGCAUCAGUAUUGCACUAUUCAUAAGUACUGUAAUGUUCACCUACCACUAUCCUAUGUUCUAUAUUUUAGGCUCAAGGAUUGAACCUGCCAAUGUUUGGUAGUUUGUACUGUAUCUGCAUUGUCCUCUGUAUACAUUGAUACAAGAUAUCAUUAAAUGGAUGUUUUCCAUUUCUGUUCCCAGCAGUGCAUUUUAUACUUGUUUUGUACAUAAUGCUUCCAUGAUUGUGUCAGUUGUUUUUCUGGAAUAUUUAUCUGCUGUAAACUUAAUUUGCUUUCAUAAUUAAAAGAGCAUUAAGAGUAUAACUUCA
This is a messenger RNA of Salmo salar (Atlantic salmon), 2828 nucleotides long. RefSeq lists its product as uncharacterized. The record is from RefSeq and is a predicted model, not a curated record. Gene Ontology annotation, biological process: regulation of gene expression. NCBI's taxonomy places the organism in Eukaryota, Metazoa, Chordata, Actinopteri, Salmoniformes, Salmonidae. Gene Ontology annotation, cellular component: nucleus.